UAACAGUAACGAACAUAAAACUGCGCGUGAUUACUAUGACUGGCGCUGUUCUUCGAACGUCAUUCCACGGAUCUUCUCUCUUCAUUGUAUUCUGUGAUCCACCUAUGCAACUGCUGUAAACGAGAAGAAGCAUCUCCCUUUCUGAUACAAUUGGAUGCUCAAGCAUAUUAAUCGCAAGAACUGACAAAAUGAAGAUGGCGGACGGACCUACAAUCUUGAGAAGAAAUAGACCCGGAACUAAAGCUAAGGAUUUUAGCAUGUGGCCGGAUGAAGUAUUUGAAGAAAUGGAUAGUACAUUAGCCGUACAACAAUAUAUACAACAGACAAUCAGGAGAGAACCAUCAAAUAUAGAAUUGAUACUUAACAUGCCAGAUGCUCAAGAUGAAGGAGUUUGGAAAUACGAACAUUUGAGACAAUUUUGUAUGGAACUUAAUGGACUAGCAGUUAGAUUGCAAGAAGAAUGUCAUCCUGAAACAUGUAAUCAAAUGACAGCUACAGAACAGUGGAUAUUUUUAUGCGCUGCACAUAAGACUCCUAAAGAAUGUCCUGCUAUUGAUUAUACCAGACAUACACUGGAUGGAGCAGCUUGUUUAUUGAACAGUAAUAAAUAUUUUCCAAGCAGAGUGAGCAUCAAAGAAUCUUCAGUAGCAAAGCUUGGAUCUGUAUGUCGUAGAGUAUAUAGAAUAUUUUCUCAUGCGUAUUUCCAUCACAGAACGAUAUUCGACGAAUUUGAAAAUAAAACAUUUCUUUGUCGAAGGUUUACAGCAUUUGUAACUAAAUAUAAUUUGAUGUCAAAAGAUAAUUUGAUAGUACCUAUAAUGGAAGAAGAUGGUGCAACUGAAAGUGAUGCAUAAAAUUUUUACAAUAUAAUAGUAUUAUAAAAAAAAAACAAAUCAUCAGAUUUAGAGAGAUCUGAUGGGAAUCUGGUUUCAUUAUCAGAAUACAUUUUCCAAAAUAUUUGUAAAUGUGAAUGUAUUCUGAUAAAGAUCGAUAAAGCUCUGCUCUUAGAAAAUAUUUUAUACCUAUGAGUAUAUAUAGCAUCAAACGAGAGUGAAUAGAAAAUGAUAUUGAUGACUUUUUGAGGAACAAAGAAAUAAAAAUAUGCAAGAAAUUUUUUCAUGCUUCAUAAUUAGCUAUAAUACAAUAAGUUGAUGUUUAAUUAUGUAAGACUUAUAAAUCUUUGAUAAUAUAUUAAGAGCUCAAUGACAUAUUUCAUUUGGUAUGAAUGGUGUACUGAUUGCAAUUCCGAAACUUAAAAAAAAACAUGUUUUGAAAUAUUUCUAUAAUGUUUUAUAGACAUAACAAUGAAAAAGAGUGAAUUUAAUAUUUCUUAUACAUGUUUAUAAUUAAUAAUGUAUCUGUAUCAAAAUCAGUACUCAGCUCUAAGAUAAAAGCAAAAAAGUUAAAGAAUGUUUCUUUUUGGUAGCAUUUAUAUGUAUAUCUGUAAUUAAUUACAAUAUGUUAUAAUAUAAUUAUAAUAAAUGCAAUAAUGUGAGAACUCAAGAAUCUUGCUACUGAAAAUAUAGUUCCAAUGGAGAUCAAUUUUAGAAAAAUAAAAAAUGAUUCACAGUUAAUAAUAGUAGAUCCUUACUUUAAAUUUUACGUUCGCAAAAUACAUUGUUCCUCUAACUUUGGAUUGUUAUAAUAUUGACGCUGAAAAUUUAUGUAUUCUUUUGAUAAUCUUAUACGAAUUUUACUCUCUUAAUACUAAUAUAAUUUUAUUUUUCUUAAACGAUAAUCUAUUCAACAGUAAUAAUGCAAAAGACUAUCCUAAUUCAGAACCUACGCAAAGAAAAUUUGGAUAAUUGACGAGUUAUUCAUAAUUCUAUCCAGAUCUUAUGCAUAAUACUAUCUUAAAAGAACUGGGACUAAUUCUUCAAGAAAACGAAGAUGAAAAAUCAAUCGGAAUUGUAUUAUAACAAUUAUUAUUUGUAUAUAUAUAGUUUUCGUAUGUUAUUACGCCUGUAAUAUGCUUCAGUUAUGCAUACCACGUUUAUAUAUAUAUUUCUUCUUUUCAAUUGUUUAAACAUAUUUACAUUUUAAUACAUAUAAAUAAUAAUUUGUAUUGUUUUUCAAAAGAAAAGAAGAUAUUUAUGUUCAAUAGAUAAAAGAAAUAAUAAGUCUAUUCAAUGAUCUUACUAGAUAGGUACAAACUUAUAUGUAUUUUUUGUGAUAACAUUUUAAUGUUAUUAAAAAAUAUUUCUAGUUUAUUGUAUUAUAAUACGAAGCAAUAUAUCUAACAGGAAAUUAUUCCAUAUCACUGCCAAUUUCCCCAUCAAUUUAAUAAUUAACCAAGCAAAUGAAAACUCUGUUAUUAAUCUUGUUAAUACAAUCUUAAUUGCACCAUUUGUACCUCUACUGUUAUGUUGUACACUAUUUCUUAUUAUUAUUUAGUUAUAAAAAAAAUAAAUCUAUCAGUAUAUAAUUUCCACACUGUAAAUGUAAUAAGUUACAUGAAUCAAAGCAUAUUUAUACUUUGUUACAGAGUAAUGCAAGCAGAUAAUUUUUGAUAUUAUAUAUGUAUAUUCUGUAAGUAGAAAAAAAAAGAAAUUCGAGAAUGAUGCUUAAAUAAUGGAGGAUAGUAGAAACGUAGAGAUAUAAAAAUAGAGUAUUUCAUGUGACCAAUCUCUAUGUAUUAAUAUAAAAUAAACUUUGUACCUUGAAACAA
Molecule: messenger RNA, 2668 nt
Organism: Vespula pensylvanica (western yellowjacket)
Lineage: Eukaryota; Metazoa; Arthropoda; Insecta; Hymenoptera; Vespidae
Gene: Mob4
Product: MOB kinase activator-like 4
Exons: 4
Coding region: 189-854 (221 amino acids)
Cellular component (GO): cytoplasm
Source: RefSeq, a predicted model, not a curated record